Molecule: messenger RNA, 2096 nt
Organism: Chara braunii
Lineage: Eukaryota; Viridiplantae; Streptophyta; Charophyceae; Charales; Characeae
Source: the annotation of a GenBank genome assembly
GCCCAACCUCCACCCUCGCAGCAGGUAUCGCAGGCUAGCGUGGCUGGAGGAGGGAACCAAGGGCAAGGCGGGCAGAGCAAUGGAGGCCGCGGCCAGGGAGGUCGAGGAGGCGGUGGCCGAGGCCAAGGAAGAAACGGCGGAGGUCAUGGUGGUGGAUGGAAUGGCCAGGGGGGCCAGGACCAAGACGGCCAAGGUGGUCAAGACGGGGGCCAAGGGCCCUAGAUCGAGCAUGACCUAUAGGCCCCCCACGUCGCAUGGAAGAGUACCACAGGCGGCGUGUACCAGAAGUCAGAACAAGGCUGGAACUAGUCAAGCGUCCAGCCAGGCACCUUGUCAGGCACCCCCUCGAAAGGAGCCUGAGCCCGAACGCAGGAGGGAGGUGGUGGAAGUCCUGGAAGAGGAAGAUGAAGAUGACGACAAGGAGGAUGAGAGGCUCCGGCAAGAGGAAGAUCGGCGGGCGGAGCUAAGAGCUAGGAAGAUAGGGGUUAAGGCGGAAGCUGAGCCAAGCCAGCCUGACAGCGUACCUAAGAGGAAGAAGUACGCGGUUCGGCUGGAAGAGGGCUUUGAGGUGGAAAGGAUGGUAGACAGACUCCUGGAAGGCCACAAUGACGUAAUGAACUUGAAGGACAUUUUGGCGUCAACCCCAAGGCUCCGUGAUGAUGUGGAGGUAAGGAUGCAGAGGUUGAGAGCUUCGCCGGUGGGAUGCGAUGGGUUGCCUAUUCGGCUAGAGGAAGGCAAUGCGGAGGAGUUCAUUCCCGCCUACGAGCAGUAUAUGCGCGAUCAGGGGACCGUGCAGGAAGAGUGGAUGCAAACAUUGCUCCUCGGGACACGAAGGGCAGAGAGACCAUUGGCAAGACAGAUUCGGGAUAGGGCGCGUGAUUGGGAAGAUUGCCAGGCUCAGUUGAGGCAGGCGUUCCGACGGCCAGAGCCUGAGAUGCCAGAGCCCAUGGUUGAAAGAAGGCAGAGAAGUGAGAGGCUACUGGGCCCAGGGACAGGGGGGGGCAUUGUGACUAGGAGAGGCCGAAAAGCCUUGGCACGGCGAGAGGAGGAACCGGUGGAGCCGGCUCAGGCAGCAGAGCCACCCCCUACUUAUGGAUUUGAGCAAGUGAAGUUUCGUCAGAUCACUAGCAGUGACUUACGGGGCCCUUUGCCGAAAUUGCCAGAGGAAGGGGAGGAUGUGCUAUCGGAGACGCCGCUCAGGAGUUUGGAAGCCCACCUUGAUGCCACCUGCACCGGAGGCUAUCACUUCGCCCAGGAAGGUGGCAGAGACAAGGGGCAGGAGGAGGACGAAAGAGCGAGGGCGCGUACGAUCGUCGACUCACGGUUAGCCGAGUAUGCGGCCGAGCACUCGGGUACUGAGAUGCCAGCGUCCGAUGAGCCACCGUCAGAGUUGCCGCAUGUAAAGAAGGGGGCAAGUGUUGAGGCUCCGACUCGAGAGACCCACGAGGCGCGGACAGGGAGAGCACCAAGAGAGACGGCUGAGGAGAAGUCUGUCAGGGUGCAGGCUCACCUCGCGGAGAUAUAUGAGAAGCAAGUUAGGAUGGAGGCCGCAGGUGUGGCACCGACGCCGCCGAUCGAUCGCAGGACGAGCGAGCAAAAGAUCGAUCAGAUGUGGGCUAGGUACGAGAGCAGGAGGGAUGCCGCCCGCCAGAGGUCGCAAGAGACGGGACAGGAAGACGAGAGGGCGGACGAGAUGAGGGAGAUUGGAGACUUGAGAUUUUUUGCUGCCAGGAUGGCGAUCGAGCGAGCUGAAAGGAGGAUAUGCCAGGCGGCGACAACAUCAUUCCAUCGAUAUAUCCUGCUCGGUGAUGAACUGGCGGUUAGGAAGUUGGAGGUGGAGCAGUUGUCUACUCAGCUAGCGGAGGAGAAGGCAGAGAAUCGAGCCUGGAGAACUCAUAUGGAAGUCAGGGAAGCCGAGUGGGAAAAGAGGCUCCAAGAUAUGGCGGCGGCUGUGGAGAGGCUCUCGGCCACUAAGGUGGUCGAUCAGACGGAGCAGAGCAGAUAUGGUAUCCAGGGUGAGAGGGUGUAGGGACUCUUUGGCCAGGGAGGGGCGGUAGAGCCUCCCCAGCAGAAAGAGAUAAAAAAGGUGUUCCUGG